AUAUUUUUUGGGGAUUUGAAAUUUUUUGGGGUUUCCAUUUAUAAAAAUUUUGUUCAAAAGAAAGUUUUCACUCGGCGAUAUCAUAGGAUUAGGAGGGUUUGAGGGACAGUGGGAUUAAGAGGUUAUUGUGCGGAUUGAGCUAUUUAAUCCCUCCUUGAUUUUUUUAUUUCCCUAAUGAUAAAUUAAUUGUCUUAAGAGUCUUGAAAAUUUUUUUGAGAUUUUUUCGUAUGACUCUUCAGUCGCUACUUCAAACCUUAACUAAAAAUAAAAUUAUUUUAAAAUAAAAUUUUUUUAUUUCCAGCACUGUAUCAUAUAAAAUUGCCAAACUUUCCAAAAAAUCUUGAGUUAAUGGCUAUUGCUCGUUAUUUAUUCAAGCUACUUUUUAAUUGUGCUUUUGAACAUUUUGAAAUUGAUAUGUUUUUAAUUAAUUCACAAAUGAUUCAAUUACUUUUUGAUGAAGCAACAACAAAUUUUCCUUUACAAAUACAUUCUCAAAAGACAGAACUAGAUUAUAUUUGGAAUACUGAUUCCUCAAACUUUAUUUGGAAACAUUUGUUUUCUAAUCAAUUAAAAUUUGAUAGGUUUGCCUGCUUUGGGAAAGAAAACAUGGCUGUUUUAUUGAAAAUUUUGACACAAGGAGGAAAUAAAAUUUUAAGCCUUACUUUGGAUAAAAUUCACACUAACCUCUACAAUUUGAUUAUAAAGGUUUGGACAUUUUUUUAA
Meloidogyne enterolobii is the source of this 723-nucleotide messenger RNA. The record is from the annotation of a GenBank genome assembly. NCBI's taxonomy places the organism in Eukaryota, Metazoa, Nematoda, Chromadorea, Rhabditida, Meloidogynidae.